GCUCCUGCUGCUGCUGGCGGCGGGGCCCGGCGAGGGCGAGGCGGUGGGGCCGGAGCCGGGCCCGGGGCCGGGGCCUGCGCUGCCCUCCCGGGCCUGGCGGAGCGGCACGGUGCGGGCCAUGAGCGGAGCCGUGCCCCAGGACCUGGCGAUGGGGAAACUCAGCCAGUGAGACUAAAUGGCUUGACCAAGGUCAUGCAGGAAGCCUCUGAUGCAGCAGGGAAUUGAACCUGGGUCUUUGGCUACUCUCUAGCAACUGAUGGACCAUCCUUCCUUUCAAAACUAGAUCUUUGUGGAAUUUGAUGGCUGUAACUGGAAGCAACAUGCCUGGGUGAAAGUCCAUGCUGAAGAAGUUAUAGUGCUGUUGCUGGAAGGAUCAUUGGUUUGGGCUCCUCGAAAUGAUCCAGUUAUGCUUCAGGGGACUCGUGUCUCACUGGCACAGUGGCCUGCACUAACCUUCACUCCUCUAGUAGAUAAGCUGGGCUUAGGCUCUGUGGUGCCAGUAGAGUUUCUUCUGGACAGACAUUUACGUUUCCUAUCUGAUGCCAGUGGAUUACGGUUGUUUCAGAUGGGAACAGAGAGCCAAAAUCGGAUUCUGCAGGAGCAGUCUUCACUAAGAGAAUCUGUCAAUGCAUUGAUCAGUGACCAGAAGCUUCAGGAGAUAUUUAGUAGAGGUCCUUACAGUGUCCAAGGCCAAAGAGUUAAGGUUUAUCAACCAGAGGAUGAAAAUAGCUGGCUCUGUGGUGUUGUGAGCCAUCAAGACCCAAUAACUCGUCUUAUGGAGGUGUCUUUGACUGAGAGUGGUGAAGUUAAGUCAGUGGAUCCUCGACUGAUUCAUGUGGUGAUGGAUAAUACUUCUCCAAGUGAGGGAGGGGGCCUAAAAGCAGCUAAAUCAUCUAAAGGGAAAAAGAAGAAAGAAAGUCUGGAGGGAAAGGAUGGACGGAGGAGGAAAAAUGCCUCAGAUUCUGGGUGUGAUCCUGCAACAAAGAAGCUAAAGGAGAGGGGUGAGGUGGAUAGCAAUGGUAGUGAUGGAGGUGAGGCAAGCAGAGGUCCUUGGAAAGGAGGCUCCAGUAGCGAAACAGGACUGGAUCCAAGGGCCAAGCAGUUGCCUUCAUUCAUUCCGCAGAUUAAUCGCAAUAUUCGCUUUGCCACUUACACCAAAGAGAAUGGCCGAACACUAGUAGUCCAGGAUGAGCCAGUUGGUGGUGACACACCAUUGCCCUUCACUCCAUUUUCCUCUGUGGCUGGACAAGCUUUGCUAGCUGGAUCUGGAUGUAAAGAGGCAGGAAAAUCACUGGAACAAGUUGGCCAAGGCACGGUGACUUCUGCAACUGCAGUUACUACAGCUGCUUUGACGCCAACAACUGUGAGAAUCUCUGAUACCAGUUUGCCACCUGUUACUGGGCAGGAGAAACUGAAAACAGGCCGAUCACAAGCCCAGGGAGAGAAUUCCCAGAAUUCACUUCUGGCUUCUGGAUUUGGAAUCUCGCUCCCAAGUGCUUCUCAGUCCUUGAUUUUUGGGGGUGGAAGGAGCCAAUCAAAUGGAGUGGUGACUACGGAAAGCAAGCCUUCUGGAUUUCCUUUUGGCUCUAGUACUGGACAAGAGGCUCAGAAAGAUUCUGAUCUAUCCAAGAACUUGUUUUUUCAGUGCAUGUCCCAAAAUCUACCUUCCAGUAACUACUUUACGGUCAUUUCGGAGAGCUUGACUGAAGAUGCCUCUAGUCGGGACUCAUUCAAGCAGUGUACAGAGAGUGUGGGUGCUGGCAUCUGUAAAGGCAAAAGUCUUUCAGUGGACACGAAACCAGGAGCCCAGUCUGGUGGUUCUGUGGAGCGGAAGCUGCCUGUGGAGUCUAUGCCUACGCUUACUCCAGCCUUUUCACGAAGUGUGUUGAAUACUCGUCCCCCAGAUAGUCACGAAAACCUAUUUUUGCAGCCCCCAAAGCUAUCAAGAGAGGAACCCUCAAACCCUUUCCUGGCAUUUGCUGAGAAAGCAGAACUUAGUCCUUUCAGUGGCUUUGCAUCUUCAUCUCAGACAGGGGUUUCUAUUCCCUCUACACCUGUGGGUCACAAGGCCACUUCUGGCUGGCUGGAAUCACUCACCUCUGCAGACUCCUCCCUAUCUAAGAAGAAGACCUUGUUUAUAACAACUGACUCUUCAAAGAUGAUCUCCAGUACUCCCGGUUCAACAGUUGCUGCUGGUGUUCAGAGCCCUUCCACUAUAGGGAAUGGCUGUUCCAGCUCACCAACCAGUAACUUGACACAGCCUAUUGAGAUGCCCACACUUUCUUCCAGCCCAACAGAAGAAAAACCAGCUGUUGGGCCUGGCCAGCAGGACAAUCCUCUUCUGAAAACCUUUUCUAAUGUGUUUGGCAGACACCCACCUGGCUUUUUCUCUUUGCAGGCAGAAUUUCCACAGGAGAGCAAAGCCCCUUUUGAAGCUGUGAAAAGGUUCUCUCUAGAUGAGCGAAGCUUGACGUCCAAACAGGACUCAGACUCCAGUACCAAUAGUGAUCUGUCAGAUCUGAGUGAUUCUGAAGACCAGCUGCAGGCCAAGGCUUGUAUGAAGGGAAUCCCUGACCACUUGAUGGCAAAGCUAGGCCCCAAUGCAGAGCGCAAUGCUGAAUUGCUGCUGGGGAAAGGAAAAGGGAAGCAAGCCCCAAAGGGCCGUCCCCGCACAGCUCCCCUAAAAGGUGAUGACUUGAAUUCAGGGUGUCUUGAAGCACAAGGAGGUGGGAUGCUGGGAUAUCUCCUGUGUGAUGAACUAUGUGAACUAUCCACAAUUGGUCAGUCUGUGCUGAAAGAUAUGAGCAAGGUGAGAAAGCUGAAACAGUCAGGUGAGCCUUUUCUUCAGGAUGGCUCUUGCAUCAAUGUGGCUCCGCACCUGCACAAGUGCCGGGAGUGCCGUCUGGAGCGGUACCGCAAAUUCAAGGAGCAAGAGCAAGACGACUCAACUGUGGCAUGUCGCUUCUUCCAUUUUCGGAGGCUGAUAUUUACCCGGAAAGGUAUUCUACGAGUAGAGGGUUUCUUGAACCCACAACAGAGUGACCCUGAUGCCAUGAGCCUGUGGAUUCCUUCUUCCUCCCCUGCAGAGGGGAUCGAUCUGGAAACUUCCAAAUAUAUCCUGGCCAAUGUUGGGGACCAGUUCUGCCAGCUGGUUAUGUCAGAGAAGGAGGCAAUGAUGAUGGUGGAGCCACAUCAGAAAGUGGCAUGGAAACGAGCAGUACGUGGCGUGAGGGAAAUGUGUGAUGUAUGUGAGACAACACUCUUCAACAUCCAUUGGGUUUGUCGCAAAUGUGGUUUUGGGGUCUGCUUGGACUGUUACCGGCUGAGGAAGAGCCGUCCACGUAGUGAGACAGAGGAGAUUGGUGACGAGGAAGUCUUUGCGUGGCUGAAAUGUGCAAAGGGUCAGUCUCAUGAACCAGAGAAUCUUAUGCCUACACAGAUCAUUCCUGGUACAGCACUUUACAAUAUUGGAGACAUGGUUCAUGCAGCGCGAGGCAAAUGGGGUAUUAAAGCCAAUUGUCCAUGUAUUAACCGGCAGAACAAAUCCGUGUUGAGACCGGCUGUCACUAAUGGAAUAUCACAGCUUCCGACUGUAAAUCCUAGUGCAUCAGUCUCUGGAAAUGAGAACACCUUUUCCACUGGAGCAGGGACAACAGGAGUGGGGCAACUAGAAACUGACACCGUUCCAAAAUCUGAAGCAACUGAUAAUAGGAUAGAAGAAUCUGCAAAAGCAGAGACAUUACCAAACAGUAACACUGGUGAAAUAAAGACUAACAGACCGCUUUGUCCAGAAACAGCUCCAUCGUCAGCCUUACACUGGCUUGCUGAUCUAGCAACGCAAAAAGCAAAAGAAGAAACAAAAGAAUCAGGAUCACUGAGGUCAGUGCUUAACAAAGAAUCCCAUUCACCCUUUGGAUUGGAUUCCUUCAACUCCACUACAAAGGCUUCCCCACUAACUCCAAAGCUGUUUAAUAGCCUCUUGUUGGGCCCUGUGACAUCUAGCAAUAAAGCCGAAGGCUCCAGCCUCAGAGAUCUGCUGCACACAGGGCCAGGAAAGCUUCCUCAGGUCCCAUUAGACACAGGAGUCCCCUUUCCUCCAGUCUUUUCUGCAGCUUCUACGGGGGCCAAAGGUAAAGCCAGCCUGCCUAACUUCUUAGACCAUAUCAUUGCUUCUGUGGUGGAAAAUAAGAAGACAUCUGAUGCUGCAAAACGAGCUAGUAAUUUAGCUGACACACAGAGAGAGGUGAAGGAAAUGGUAAUGGGCUUAAAUGUGCUGGAUCCACACACUUCCCACUCUUGGCUGUGUGAUGGUAGACUCCUUUGCCUUCAUGAUCCUAGCAACAAAAACAACUGGAAGAUCUUCAGGGAGUGCUGGAAACAAGGCCAGCCCGUGCUGGUAUCUGGUGUCCAUAAGAAGUUGAAGUCAGAGCUUUGGAAACCAGAAGCUUUCAGCCUGGAAUUUGGAGAUCAAGAUGUAGAUUUGGUGAACUGCAGGAACUGUGCCAUAAUUUCAGACGUGAAAGUGCGUGACUUCUGGGAUGGCUUUGAGAUAAUACCUAAACGGCUACGGUCAGAGGAUGGUCAACCAAUGGUACUAAAGUUAAAGGACUGGCCUCCAGGGGAGGACUUCAGAGAUAUGAUGCCUACAAGGUUUGAGGACUUGAUGGAAAACCUUCCCCUUCCUGAAUAUACCAAGAGGGAUGGCAGACUUAAUUUGGCUUCUAGGCUACCAAGCUACUUUGUCCGUCCUGACUUGGGUCCCAAAAUGUACAAUGCUUAUGGCUUAAUUACUGCAGAAGACAGACGAGUUGGUACCACAAACCUGCACUUGGAUGUGUCUGAUGCUGUUAAUGUCAUGGUAUACGUUGGGAUUCCCAUUGGGGAAGGGACCCAUGAUGAUGAGGUUCUGAAAACAAUUGAUGAGGGAGAUGCUGAUGAUGUAACAAAGCAGCGAAUCCAUGAAGGAAGAGAGAAACCCGGGGCAUUGUGGCAUAUCUAUGCUGCCAAGGAUGCUGAAAAGAUACGGGAGCUUCUCCGGAAGGUCGGAGAAGAACAAGGCCAAGAAAACCCCCCAGAUCAUGACCCCAUUCAUGACCAAAGUUGGUACUUGGACCAGACCUUACGCAAGCGACUCUAUGAUGAGUAUGGUGUACAGGGCUGGGCAAUAGUGCAGUUCCUUGGAGACGCUGUAUUCAUUCCUGCAGGUGCUCCCCAUCAGGUCCAUAAUUUGUACAGCUGCAUUAAAGUGGCAGAAGAUUUUGUAUCUCCAGAACAUGUGAAGCACUGCUUCCGUCUGACCCAGGAGUUCAGGCACCUGUCUAAUACUCAUACAAACCAUGAGGAUAAACUGCAGGUGAAGAACAUUAUCUACCAUGCAGUGAAAGAUGCUGUUGGCACACUGAAAGCUCAUGAAUCCAAGCUAGCUAGAUCAUAGGAAUUUCUAAUUCCAAAUGCCCUGUGAACUAAGCCUUUUGCUCACAGUACAUACAGGGACUGCACAUGACUGCCUCUGCAGGUGCAGGGGCUUCUCACCAAGAGCUGGUGUGGUCAGAAUUACACACACUCUUCAGGCACCGUUUUGUACGCUGCCUCAACACUCAAGGUCUAAUGGAAGGUUGCACUAUUACAUGCAGAAUUCCAGAUUCUAGUGAAAGGUGCCAUGUCCCUUUCCUGUGGCCUUUUGCAAAUUGGAAGAACAUGGAAACCACUUGGUGCAUAUUAUGGUUAGAAAUGGUAUAAAGAGUGUGGAUGGUUUUUUUUUUCCUCAUGCCUAGUUAGACUCCACAAAGUUAUUAGAAGAAAUGUGCUGGAGGUGGGUUGUCCUACUGCAGACGUAGUUGAUAACUGCUGAAGGAGUGUGACCAACAGUAGCCCAACUGCAGAAAUUUAAGCAAUCUUCCCAUGUGAGAUACAGGCCAAGGAAAAGAAUAAAAUUAUUCUCUGCACUCCCCUUCUUGUAGCCAUUUCUCUGUACACUGUAGAGGUGCAGAAAUAAAGGGAGAACCCACUUUUUUUUUCCCCAUGAGACUCCAGAAAUAAAGAGAAUUGUGUAUUUAGUGAAAAACUAGGUUUGUAGUGAAACAGUUAAUAUUUCAUGAAAGUAGAUAUUUUUAGUAUUUUUAAAGUACCACACUGUUCCUGGAUUUUUAAGGAAAGGCGCGUUACAUUUAGUCUUCCUUACAAUAAAAUCAAGAACUGAUUUUUAGAAACCAGUCCAAAAUAGCACAAAACCAGCCAAAGGAGAGCGGAUAGAAAUCGACACCCCACCUCCCUUGCCCAUAUUCCUCACCCAUCCUCCCCCCUCUCCCUAUGCCACUUUGCUUCCUCAGAAUGAGAAGUAAGAAGGAGUAUAAACUCUGUUCUCAUGUGGAGAUGUUGUACAUCUCUCCCUGCACUGGUGACUGCAGGCAAUAGUUCACCCAAUACCAGUGCUAACUGAAAACAUCUAUCCUUUCCAAAGUGAAGGAGAAGUUAACUUUCAGUGUCAACUUUGUCCAGAACUAUUUUAAGUAAAAUGUUCCUGCUUGAUAGAACUGUAUUCAGAAUUUACUAAUGUCAGCAUUGAUGCAACGGAUUUCAUUGUCCGGGUACACGGAGAAAUGUAUCUACCUUAUAUCCAGCUGUACUGUAGUGCCACCCGCAGGCCUGUUAAUAUGUUCACGGUUAUUUCAUUUUUUAAAAAAUAAAGUCAUUUACUGUAA
This is a messenger RNA of Pezoporus occidentalis (night parrot), 6701 nucleotides long. It is a transcript of the gene KDM3B, whose product is annotated as lysine demethylase 3B. The record is from RefSeq and is a predicted model, not a curated record. Gene Ontology annotation, biological process: regulation of transcription by RNA polymerase II. The coding region runs from base 407 to 5434 and encodes 1675 amino acids. NCBI's taxonomy places the organism in Eukaryota, Metazoa, Chordata, Aves, Psittaciformes, Psittacidae. The transcript has 25 exons. Gene Ontology annotation, cellular component: chromatin; histone deacetylase complex. Gene Ontology annotation, molecular function: transcription coregulator activity; histone H3K9 demethylase activity; chromatin DNA binding.